Molecule: messenger RNA, 2170 nt
Organism: Didymella exigua CBS 183.55
Lineage: Eukaryota; Fungi; Ascomycota; Dothideomycetes; Pleosporales; Didymellaceae
Product: C6 zinc finger domain-containing protein
Exons: 2
Coding region: 43-2103 (686 amino acids)
Biological process (GO): regulation of DNA-templated transcription
Molecular function (GO): DNA-binding transcription factor activity, RNA polymerase II-specific; zinc ion binding
Source: RefSeq, a predicted model, not a curated record
CCCAUCUUCAAUGAGCAGUUGAACAAAGGCAUUGAGGAUGCCAUGACCAAGAGGUCUUACGACAGUAUAGCAGCCUCGCCGUACGCAGCGCCUUCAGGCCGGCAAGCCUCUCAUGAUGCCGACGGCAAUGGGAGUCACGAGGAUGGUGAAGGGUCAUCGCUGAAGAAGCCUCGGUCUUUUAUGGCUACCUUGGCCUGCGAUAUCUGCCGAUUCAGAAAGACACGAUGUGACGAGGACCGGCCAAAAUGUGGCUAUUGCCGGACUAUGAACCUGGAGUGCACUUAUCAAGUCCCCCGAACGACCAAGAAGGACCAGUCGAUGGCAGUAGCAAUAAAUGCAAUCCGUCGCCUCGAAUCCAAGAUCGAGGAUUUGACGGCCGUCGUGCAGGCUUCGAAAAGCGCACAUGCAGCACCAACGCCGGCUGCAAUGCAAGCCUUAGAUCACCGUUCGCCGAUCUCGACUGUCUCGCAGCCGAGCCCAAGGAACGAUGCCCAAGGACCACUGGUACCACGCCAUGAUCGAUUGAGUGUCCACGAAUCGGCCAUGUCACCGCAAGCUGCACCGACGCCUGGCAAGAGCCCAUACAUGGUACCUGAUCCUCAAAGCAAGGUAGCGCUCUCUUUCAGUCAGCAUCGAGUAGCAGUAUGGCCUGCCGUCCAGCAGAUUCUGCCAUCAGAGUUCGUGGCAGCCUGCACAGCCCUACCGGAGGACUACGUCGCUGAGAUUGAGAGUCAGCGGCCGGCCCUCCCAAUCCACAUUGAUCGACCGAUGAAUACACAUCCGGAGACUUGGCUGAUGGAUUUACCCCAAUCUGUUGUAAAGGGCAUCGCAGACGCUUACUUUGCUGUAUUCCAUCGUAACUCGCCUGUCCUGGACAAGUUUCACUUCUACUCGAGCACGCUGGGCUUGGCCUUAGAGACUGACUUCGGGCACGACAUCGAGUCAUGCCUAGUGCUGAUAGUGCUUGCUCUGGGUUGUCUUGCGGUAAAAGCCCACGAGGAAGGAGACUUCGCCUUACCAUCACGCUUUGGUUCACCCGAAGGUGGCUUCACCCGGCCAGACUGGUACGGACCGGUCCUGGACAGCCAGCCAGGCCUAGGGUUCUUCAACGAAGCUCGCAAACGCUUUGGUUUCCUCAUGACACAGAACAGUUUGCAAGCAGGCCAGUACUACAUGCUGUCGACAUUGUAUUAUGCGCAGAUCUUACGACCUAUGGACUCCUGGACGACUGUGAACAGAGCUGCGCUGUGCUGUACAAGCAUCCUGACCCGGACCGAAGCUAUCGACUUCGAUCAGUGGGAGGGAGACAUGUUUAGUAGGCUGUUCUGGAACACGCUCAUGUACGAGACGGUUAUUACACAGGAGCUCGAUACCCUGCCUCACAGUGGACUCCUCGAGUUCGAGCCUGACAUACCGUUGCCGAAAUUCACCCCGUGCCCCCGACCAAAGACAUCCAUCUCUGGCCUGAUUACAGAUGAAGACGAGUCAUUGUUCAACUUCCACUUUCUCGCUCAGGCUGCACACAGAAUCAUCCUCACCCGAGUCAAGCAGAACAUAUAUUACUAUGCGGCGAAGGAAGCAUUUCCAAACGCCAGCAUCACUGCGGAAAUGCACCACCAGCUUGAGCAAUGGCGCGCAAAUCUGCCGCCGUCGUUGCAAUUCGUAGACAGUGAAAGCGCCGACAACUCGCCCAGCCCUGCGCAUGUCAUCGCGAAAGCCAUGUUGCGUAGUCGCUACCUCGUCGCAAAAUUUCACAUCGGCCGGCCAUUUUUGUACAAAGCAUUGCAUGCGCCUGAGUUCACUAAUAAUGCAGAAUAUCAAGAGGUGCGAGAAGGGCUUCGAGGCGGCAUGUUUUGGCCGACCACAAUGGGCCUCUGCACACAGAUGCUAUCGGCCUUGCCGAUCAAGUUUGGCUGGUGCUGUCAGUGCUUCGGGCAGGUGCUACUAUUCCACGCCGUUGCGCGAUCGACAGACGUAAAGUUGAGAGAGACGUUACCAGAAGGCUGGCAGGAGUGGGUGACAAUUAUGAUGGUGCUCAUUGAGAAGUGCGCCAGGGAAAGCCCAGGUAUCGCGAAGGACUUUGAGCUGCUCAGUAUAUUGUAAGGGUCGCUCGGUAGUUUGAACAUCAUGCACCACCACAGAAUAAAAUCAACGAUGCACCCCUGAACGC